AUGGCGGCUCCAACGACUGCGUCCGUCUUACAGGCCAUCAGGGACGUCCGUAGCAAGUUGACGGACAGGCUGAAGGAGUCGCUCGAAGGCCUCGAUACGUUGCUCGUGGAGACUGAGACGCUCGUGUUCCACACGCGCAACGAGGACGGCUACGACUUCGUCUGGAAGCGGGAAGCGCUCCACGGCCACCUCCUCGCGCUGGAGAGCCGGAUCGACCAGGUCCGUCAGACGCCGUCCGAGGCGCUGACGAGGAUCCAGUACCGGCAGAUCGAGAGGUCCAUGCACGGGCUGAAACGCACGCUUCAGGCCGUAUUCAACGCGUUCCGCGACGUACCGGAGGCCCACGAGGACGCCGCCGAUGCGGACGAAGAAGAGGAGGACGACGAAGAGGCCACGGACCUGACUUGCGGCAUCUGUCUGAGUAUUUACACAGACCCGAUGCUGGUCCUGGACAGCGGGGUCACGUACUGCCGGGCGUGCCUCGAGGGCUGGAUCCGCGACCGCCAGCGCGCCGGCGUGCACCCCGUGGACCCCGCGACCAACCGCCCGCUGCGCAUGCCGCUGCAGUGGGCGGCGAAUCGUGCGUUGGCUGGCGUCUUAGAAAACAGGGCUGCUGCUGCCGCUGCUGCCGCUGCCGCUGGCGGGGAAAACGCGCGGCCGGCGCGCCGCGCGACGGCGCCGGCGCCGCGGAGCCCCGCGCUGGCUGCGUGGGUCGAGUGGGACAGGAAGUGGAGCGGGGCGCUCGGGGUGGAGCUGCGGGACAAGGGGGCGUGGCUGUUCAUGGGCGCGACGAAGGAGGUGGCGUGGAGGGGGGAGUUUGGCGACGCCGGCGCCGGGGCGGUGGCGGAGGCGAUCAAGGCGAGCGGGGCGAUCGAGAGGGUGGAGCUCGUCGGCAACAUGAUCGCGAACAUGGGCGCGUUGGCGCUAGCGGCGGCGCUGCGUGACAACGGGGCGAUCAGGGAGGUGACGAUCGGGGACAACAUGGUGCACGACGACGGCGUGAGGGCGCUCGCGUUCGCGCUCCGCGGCUGUCCGAGGCUGCACACGGUGGUGCUGCGGAACAACGCUUUUGGAAAGAGCGGCGCGACGGCGCUGGCACGCGUCCUGCGCGACGCCCCGGCGCUGUCGCAGCUCGACAUCAGCGACAACUACAUCGGCGACGCUGGCGCGAAGGCCUGCGCCGAGGGGCUGCAGGAUCGGAACUGGAAGCUGCCGCGGAUACACCUGAAGAUGAACAACACGGGCGUGGGCAACGCGGGCGCGAAGAGGCUCGCGGAUGUGGCCGGGAAAUGCACGGUGCUGCGGAGCCUCGCGCUGGGGAAGAACGCGAUCGGCGCCGCGGGGGCGAAGGAGCUCGCUGAGGCUCUGAAAAACAACUUGACGGUCAAAGAUGUCAGCGUCGUUGACAGCGACUGCGACAUCGACGUGGCGUGGGUGCCUGAGGUGUUCCGCGCGGACGAGAGGGUGAUGCCCGGCGUGUUCCGGCUGGGCCAGGAGCGGACGUUCUGCGUGUGA
Pedinophyceae sp. YPF-701 is the source of this 1515-nucleotide messenger RNA. NCBI's taxonomy places the organism in Eukaryota, Viridiplantae, Chlorophyta, Pedinophyceae. The record is from the annotation of a GenBank genome assembly.